CGACAUGAUCCUUUCUUCUUCUCUAUCGAUAUCAGCAUGGAUGUAAUUUCUGUUUUCCACGGUUUAUCUUUGACGACUCUUUUCUACGCUUUGCUUCUUUUAAUUCCAGUAAUCUUAGUAUCGGUGAGUAGCUUUGAUGAGACUUAAACUUCAUAGCAAGAAAAAAUCUAUUUCCCCAGGGGCGCAAUCUUAUUUUUUUUUUUUAUAAAAUUUGAUCUUUUUGCAGAUUCUCAUUGGUGUUCGCUUGACUACUUGGAAUCCUGUGGCAAUGUUUUCUAGAUUCGAGAGCGAAAAGUAUUACAAAGAUCCAAACAAAAACAAUGCAACAUAUCCGUUUCCUUUCAUGGAAGAAGAAGGUUCGAUCGAUCUGUCUGUGAUAGUACCUUCAUAUAACGAAGAGGAGAGACGUACGUAUGCGUAGUAGUUACAAACUAAUUACUUUGCUUUUGUGUAAUUAAUUUGUUUAGCUGUUCAUUUGAAUGAUGCAUUUGUUAAGUGGAUGUGACAAUUUCUUUGGAAGACAAAUGCCCAAAAAGUGGAAGGUCAUAUUCGAAUUGGUGUUUUGGUAUAUGUUUUGCACGCUGGUGUGAAAAGCUUCAUAAAACAUAAAAUAAUAAUAAUAAAAGUAAUUAUAAUAAUGAUAACAAUAAUAACAAUAAUAAUGAAAAUAAUCAUAAUAAUAAUAAUGCUAAUAGUAAUAAAUUGAGAACUAAAAAAUAAAAAAUGGAAAUACGGGCUUGUGAGUAAAGAUUAAAUUUGAGGCUGCAAGACCCAUGUUUUUAAAAUUUUAUAGGAAGAAUCUUAUCUUAUGAUUUUCAUAUAUUCAUAACGUCUUCAUCAUCCUUUCAUGGGUUUUUAAUAACCAAUUCCAGUUGGCUUGUUAACUCAGUUGGUAGAGCACUGCACCGGUAUCACAGAGGUCAAGGGUUCGAAUCCCAUACAAGCCUGAAUCUUUUUUCAGGCUUCCUUUCGCAGCUGCAAAAGUUAUGUCUAUAACUGCAAUGAUCUACUUUCAUAUAAUUCUUCACCCCACAGUUUACAUAUAUAAUUUUCAUGUUCCUAACUUCAAGAAUCUUUUCUCUUAUCAAACCUGAGACAAUACUUAUCAUGUCCCUAGAAAAUUUGAGUUCAAGCUUUAACUGACGCUUUAAUAUAUGUGCAAGAACUGAAAAGUUUUGAAAAUUUCAAUAAUUCAAAGUUUAAAAUACAAUUCAAAUCUGAUCAGAUGCUUGCUGGAUGGCUACAUACAAAAAUAAAUUUCUUCUAAUGCACAAAAAACUUAAGUGUAAACAGUAAUAGCCAAUUUAAAAAUAUAUAUAUAAAAUAAAAUAGGUAAAUUUAAACUAUAUAGAAAGAAAUGAUCACAAUGAAUAUAAUGGAAAAUCAACUCUGACAAUAAUUUACCAACUCAAUUCAAUCUUUUCAUCCUCUGGUGGUGGUUGCACUGUACUGAAGAUCUUUUUUUUUAUUUUGUACAGUUCCAAUAAUGUUGAAUGAAACUUUAGAAUAUCUGGAAAAUGAAGAGGUAAAAAUGAUUAUAUUGUUUCUUAGGCAGAGUUCACAUUUGGUCAUUCUUGGGCACUGUGCCUGAAGACAGUACAUGGUGGGCACUAAUGUGAACACACCUCUGCUAGAAUUCAGGCCCAGUACUGGUGCCUGAGUAUACUCAGGCACAAGUGGGUACUGGGUCUCUGUGUGCACAUAAUUUUUGUAAGUUCUGGGGCAGUCCACUGAUUUGUACUCACUCAGGAUGCAAAGAAAGUCAGUUUUACAGCCUGCUAUUUGGGCAAGCUGUAGCUAGCAUGUACCAGCCCGCAAGUCAUUUCAACUAGCCCGAAAACCUGUUUUGAUUAGCAGGAUUGAUAAUUAUACAAUCCUUCUGUAAUCUGAAUUUCCCCGAAAAACAGCACUUGCCCAGUGGGCAAGUUAAGAACAAAAAUCACUAGCCCGAUAGCAAAAUCCAGUAGCCCUGGGCUAUCGGACUUGACUUUCUUUGCAUGCUGUCGCUGCUAAGCUCACAUUUCAAAAUGGCAUCUGAAAAGGCAAAAUGGAGUAACUAUGUACGCAGUCACAUAUCAGGUACUCAGGGUGUUAGACUUGCCCACAAGUCAAGCUCAAAAUUUUUCUUGAGCACAAAGUGCGAGCGAGCAAUUUUUUAUGUGUUUGGUGGCAAAGCAAGUGAGCAAGAGAGUUUGCGCUGGGGCCUACUAUCUGAACUUGAAAUGAGAGGCAAAAGAAUAAGGGUGUGAACACAAAACCAUUGUGUGCUGGUACCCAGGUACUGGUUCUAGAACACCAAGUGUACACAGUCUGUUAGUAGUUAAGUAUGAUCAGAGCUGUCAUUAAGUUUCAAAGUAGUUGUAGCAAAAUUAAUGAAGAUUCACCCGUAACAUCUUACAAAAAAUUUAUAGUGUAAUCUUUUGCUUUCCACUUGGAUCAUAAUAUCAAAUGAGUUCAGCUGUAACAGGUGCUAACAAGUUGAAACUUCCCUUAAUGAAAGCUCUGAUCACAUUAAAGUGCUUUAUUUCUUGAAGCAGUCAUUGUCUUGAUUAGACCUUAGAUCAGGGAAAAGUUGGCUUCAACUUCCAUUAUAUGUGGUUUUUCAGCAUACCUUCCCACAUUCACUGUAUUUCUCCCCUUUAUCAAGGACUAUAGGAGACAUGAUUUUACUAUUUGCAGUCUUAUGCACCCAUUAGCCCAAAGGGCCAUGAUGACGAUGACGAUUAUAGUUUUAUGGUUACUCCAUGUGGCACAGACUUUCUAUGUACAGCAUCUGGUUUUGGUAAACCAUUUGUCUCUCAUGAGUGUCGCCGCACUGAAGCAUCUCAGAUGCUUCAGUUGCCUGCAUGCAAGAAAAGACUAGCGCCGGAGUAUAAUGAUACCAUUGGUGUUUAAAUUCAAACCUGGAAAACUGUUAACACCUGAAAUAUUUCAGUAUUAUUUAUUGUUUAUUGGCAAGUCACAAGAAAGUUCUUGACUUAGAAGUAGAUUGCAAAGCCCCCCCAAAAGCCAAAAGCUCUUGACUAAGAAGCAGAUUACAAAACCACAAACUAAUUCCCAUUGCUAUUUGCAGUUAAGUUUUCUCACACCAGAUUGGCAUUUUCCUUGCAACACAAUAAGUUGUAGUUUUAUAAUUUGGCACCUAUAACAUCUAUAAAAAUAUUAUUUACAAUUUUUUAAUGAUAAUAUUUUUAUAGAUGUUAUAGGUGUGUUUUUGUUGGUCAUUAUAUAAGAGUUACCCUAGUAAAUAAUUAACUUGAUUGCUUGACAUCCUUUUUUUUUCAGAAAAAUAAGCCAUCUUUUACAUAUGAAAUUCUAGUUGUAGAUGAUGGUAGCAAAGAUGCAACUUCUAAGGUGAGUGAGAAAGAAUAAGGCUAGCUGUUACAGGUGUCUGCUCUCAAGUGAUGGCUGAUUUGAGUACUACUUUGCAGCCAAUAAAAAUGAGAGAAUUCAUUUUUAAGUUAGUUAAAAGGAACACAGAAAUAGGUAUUCUGCACAGUUCAAAGAAUCUGUCAAGCCUUGCUUAGAUAUCACAAUAAAAGUACAAGAGUAAACAGUUGGAGAAUAUCUUCAGGAAGCAGAAAAAAAGGUCUGCAGUCUGCUUAGUAUGGGAAUGGUUUCUACUAGCACAGAGUUCAAAAUAGUAUUAUUUUUAUGGAUGCAAUGAGUAGAACUGCCUACUUAUGACUUUGUUUCUUAAGAGAGCUUUGACCUUGUUUAUUGUCUUUAAUUAAUGGAUGUAGGGUUUAUUACAUUUUUAAGAGCAGACCUCUGGUGCCAGGGUACUUCUGAAAUCAUUAUGCUGUGAAUUGAAGGUUUUGUUUUCCCCAGUUUGUUUUAGCACAAAGUGGAGAAUGUUUGGAAGCUCUGUCAAUGACAGGGUUGUGCUCUAGCAGAGCCUGUUGUCCCAUGGCACCUACCUUUUCCUCUUGGGUGACUAAGAAAUAUUAGUUUUUUUGUACAAAUCAUAUGCUGGGCACCCUUUUAGAGUUUCAGAGCACGGGACUUCCCUUAAUUUUCCUUAGAGCACAGUCUUGUCUGGAUAUCAUGACUUCCAGUAUAAUAGACUUUUUGAAAAAUUUAGUCAUUUUAUUUAAAGUUUUAUUUUAUCGUUAUAGGUGACAUUAGAGUAUGUGAAGAGAUAUGGUGUCUGUAAAAUGCGACUUUUGACUUUUGAGCAGAACCGAGGCAAAGGUGGUGCAGUAAGGAUGGUAAGAUAAUUAUGUUGAGACAAGAGGAAGGGAUCUGAUUAGCUCUCAGUGGGUAAAGAUGUAAAAUGAACAAGUACUACAUCUAAAGUAUUGUUACUAAAUGACUACAGCUUGUGCAAAAUGCGAGGACAUCCAACCCUGUUGUUAUAGUCCAGCACUAUGCUUGUACAGUAUAAAAUCCUGGUCCGGUCCAUCACAGUGUUACAGUGCAAGAGGCCCCUGUCCUCUAUCAACCAGUAAUUAUUUUUCUUUGUAAGUUAUUGAAAAUAAGCUAGCCUACGUAUGGAGGGUUUGUCAGGAAUCAGGGCUGGCUUUAGUAACCACCCCCCCUACUUUACUGAUUGCCCCAUUUGACUGAUUUGUACUCUUUGGUGACAAGGGCAAGCUUGAUGCUGGCUACCCACACUCUACUAUAGUUUGCCCAAAUUUUCAUACUAGAGCUCCACCUUGAGAAUAGUAAAUAGAGCAAUAUUUUCAUGUAAACUUUGAAUUUUGAUUUUAAAAAAGCACUCUAUUUGAUUGUCAAGGUAUUUAGCAUAAAAAUACUAAUUGGGGACACUAUUUUUACGUCUCAAACUGAUGACGAGACCGCCAUGUUACGUGGUCAUCCGUGCCAUGCAACGGUCUAGCCCCUUGCAGUGCAAAGGGAGUGAGUAUUGUCUGGCUCCGGGAAUCAAACCCGCGACCUUCCGCUCUGCAGUCAAGCACUCUAUUGACUGAGCUAAUUCUGCUUGCUGUUGCUCAAUUUGCAAUUGACCUGGUCUCUCUGUGCAGGUAUAGCUAGUUCAUUUUAUUUUUCUCCAACCCAUACACACCACCCUUAUCUUUUUGUUGUUUUUAUGUAGGGUGUGCUCAGCUCAAGAGGAAGAAGAAUUCUCAUGGCUGAUGCUGAUGGGGCCAGUAAGUUUGCUGACUUGGCAAGGCUAGAACAAGCCUUAGAUGAUCUUAAUGGCAGGAAGGUAUGCUCAUUACUAAUGUGCAAAAUUUCUUUAAUUAAAUGUAACCAAGAGCUUUCUGCUGACUCUGAGGUUGCAACUCAUGAACUAGUAGAACCAAUGAAAAUGCAAAAAAAUUAGAGGGGGGCAGUUAUUAUUUGCUAAGCUUGGUGAACUGGAUUCAUGAGCUGAUUUAGUCUGCGGAUGUAACCAUCUAUCCUCACUCCUUGCUGCAUGAGGCAUUUUGCAGGAGAGACAUCUGUAUCUCAAUGAUAAAAAAUGUCAUUAUAAGGUAAAAAAUCUCUCUUGAAAAGGUGUAUUGGUUUGCUACCUUGUGCAAAGAAUUUAGGGAUUAGGGACUAGGGAUUAGUGUACCUUAGGGAUAUUUCUAUCAUAGUCUCUUAAAAACUGAAUACUGAACUGAACUGAAUGCAUGAGAAAUUUUUGUGGUAAUUGUCCCUUUAACCAUAACUAACACAAAAUUCACUAAUGUGAUUGCCUAUCAGCAGCCCAGUAUGUGUCAUGUCUAAGCUAUAGGCUACAAUAUCUAUUAUCGUGUGCAAUUUAAUAGCUGGACAGUUUUGGUGUUGAAUGGUUUCUUUUUUUCUCUCAUUCACAUCUAGAAAUAACUCUUGGAAGAUCUGGUCCUUUUAUUUUUAGUUUAAAUUAUUGAUCCUAGUUUUUGUUUUAGUUUUGAUGAAUAAUAUUGGUAUUUGUGUUGUCCAAUGUGCUCAUUACUCACAUUCAUGAUUAAACAAAUCAGUCUUUCUAUUUUGUGUAAUUAUUUGUAUGAUUACACACUCAUUACUUUUAUUAAUGGAUUAGUCAUAUUGAUUUUUCUUUAUUCAGGGGAAUAAAUUUGUGAUAGUUUGUGGUUCACGAGCACAUCUUCAAGAUGAAGCAGUGGCAAAAGUAAGUAAUAAACUGAUAACAAGUAUUUUGUUAACAAUAAAUGAAAAGCGAAUUCAAGUUUUAAGCUUCAAGUAAAGAUAAGAAAGGAUGAAAUAUUCUACUUUUUUUAACUUGUGAUGAGAAAACUAGUCGUGUUAUUGAUGGUAGUUCAUAACCCCUUCAUUUUCUCUGUGCUGAUUGAUGCUCUUUACUCUGAGUCUGAAUGUCAGAUAGGGCUUCUGAUAUUUUUCUCUUUCCACGCAUGUCUGGGUAUUUUGCUUGCUCUUUUAUGCCUAAGGAAUGUAAGGACUACUGUGUAAAAGGAAAUGUUUUUCGUUGUAGCGGUCUUUUUUGAGGAACAUCCUGAUGUAUGGCUUUCACUUCCUUGUGUGGUUUCUUUGUGUUCGAGGAAUUAGAGACACACAGGUGAGAGAAUAUUAUCCUGAGUGAGGGAUGUCACCUUAAUAACCAAGUCAUUUUUGCAUAAUUAUAGAACUUUAUUUAAUAUUUAGUUAUAUGUAUAUUUACUAAUUUGUCACUAUGUUGGAAUAAGCAAGCAUGACCGAGUGGUAAGCUUGCUGAACUUCUUGUUGGAAGCUGUGGGUGUGACUUCAGUCAAAGUGUUGUUAAUCAAGCUGUCUUUGCUUCUAAGUUUGCUGGGACCAUGACCUUAGGGUGUGUUGCAGUGAGGUUAGGUGUCGCACUAUCUUUGAGUUUAAAAGCUGGUUUGCUUAGCUCUUGAUCAUCAUAUUGUUUCAGUGUGGAUUUAAACUUUUUACAAGACCCGCAGCGCUGUUAACGUUUACUGCACUCCAUGUGGAACGGUGGUAAGUUCUAAUAAACCGCUUUUAAGAAUCUUAGCCAGUAGAAAUAUAUUGUCGGUAAAAUCUCUCCUCAGGAUAAACCAGUAUUUGACCAGGUUAUCAGUCUUAGAACCCUAACAACAAGCUAGUCUUAAAAGGGUGAGGAAAACUGCUUUAAAGGUGAUGUUAUGCGGGACGACCCAGCGUUGCAAUGUUGUAACAGUGUUGUAACUAUUCGAAACAAUGUUGCAACAAUAUUGCAACAAGUUGCAACGCUGUGUUGCGCUAAAAAUCUUCAUUACGAAUCGUCUCGAGUAACACCUUAGAAUGACCCAUUUCAAAUUGCAGGAUGUGCGGCCAGAUUUAGUGACAAGUAGUUUUCUUUUUCUUUGACCAGAGUAACACCACUUCUUUUCAUUAAACUAAUCUUUUAUUCCUUUAUCUUAUCUAUAAGCAAAAGCGGAGCUCCCUCUGUCGUUAUAGAAACUAAGUCUCACAGUUCCCUGAUUUGCUCUGACAAAGGACAAGCUAGCACUCGACACUACUGCAAAGAAUGCUUUAGAAUUAGUUAACUUGCCAUGUUUGAGGGUGAUGUUUCAGUAACGAGUGAAGUUAUGGCGCAAAUAUGUGCUGCUACCACCCAAACGUAUGCAAAAUUUCGAGACUUUGUAGAGCCAUAUCUUCGAUAGUUUGUUGGGGGUAUUACUCUCCAACUUAGUAACUUUGCUGAUUUUAGAGGCCCCUUUUCCAGCAGUGUCCAGGGAUUUUCGCUAACUGGUCAAUGUAAAAAGACUCAAAACCUUGGUAGGGUUUUUUCCCUCAACAAACUCGGUGAGAUGUCUAGACUGUCGCAGGCAUUCCAGAAGUGUAGAAAGAACUUAUAUGUUUACGUCCACUUUACUGUAUUUAUUUUAAAAAACCCAAUUCCUUGUUGUUUUCACGUGUAUUUGUCUGCUAUUAGCUGACCAUCCACGUUUUCUUCCUUUGCAGGGCUUUUGAUGUUGAGCUGCUUUACAUUGCUCAGCGAUUGAAAAUUGCCCUGGCAGAAGUAGCUAUCAACUGGACAGAAAUAGAUGGUUUGUACACAACAUAUUUUACAAAUUCAUACAUGCUUUUAAAGAUGGAAGACUUGUCUCGAAUGAAAUUCCUUGUGCUCGAAUACUCCCUUCUAACACCCGAGAAACAUUACUGUUUAGUUUGCCUCCCGUAAAUUUCAAGCAUCAAAGGUAUCAAAAACAACAAGGUUAGAAAGGGACAACUCAAUAAAUAAUUUGUAAUUUGUUUCUAGGCUUGUGACGGUAAAUAAAACUUCAUCCUAACAGCAAAUUAUUAACCAAUUAGAUUCUGAUUUUGGAGAACGGGCCCUUUGCAGAAUACGGUCACUUGGUACAAAAAGCAUCUGGCUGACACAUUGGGACCUUGAAGGAAAAAGGAUAUUAGCUUUUUGGCUGAUGUAAUCUCCUCGUUUUUCUUGCCCCUCAGCGUCGUUUGCCAUCCAACGAGGUGCUUUUUGUACCAUGUGACCGUAUUCUGCAAAAGGCCCAUUAGGCACAUCAGAGAGGAAGAGUGUGUUAUCCAAGAAGUAGUUCUUCAUAUCACAUGAAAGCCAAAUUCAAUGAUUGUCGCAUUUUUGUUUCAAACAUUUUAUAGUAAAAACAUUGCUUACCUCGAUCGAUGUGAAUUUUCCGCCCUUAGUUCCCUCUUUUGGCAGUAGUUCAGCCAUCUAUUCUCGGCAAAACGUUUCAAAUUUUUCACCGUUUUCUCCAGCUUUUUGCUGUCGAUAUUUUGUACAAUGACGUCAUUAGUACAAAUAUACCAAUAGCCUGUUUACAUGAUGACGUCAGACUUGCUUAUUUCACCACCAAGCCUCGUUUGUGUACCAAAUUCUUUGCAUUUCUUCUGUUUGUGCGGUAGUAAUUUUUUUUCAAAUUAACUUCAGUGGGAAUUGCAACAAUUCCAAGACUUGUAUUGUGGUAAUUAAAAAAUAGCAGGUCUGACAUAAACAAGCAUAGGUCAACGCUGACUGGUUGUGAAUUGUUACUCAAAGAUAACUCGCCUCUUUCAAGUUUGGAUUACACAUGCACUUCUUUCGUUUGGGGUUGUAAAAAGACUAUACAUUCAGCUGCUUCCUGGUUUUAUUUACAAACUGUUAACUAAUUAUUGUAUGUUUUAUUUUUGGAAGGUUCAAAGAUGAUUCCAGUCUGGAGUUGGCUUCAGAUGGGCAAAGAUCUUAUUCUUAUAAGCUUGCGAUAUGUUGUCGGAGCAUGGAGAAUUGAACCAAUGAAGCUUAAAUCUCAAUAGGUUUUUCAAAAGUAAUCAAUUUCUGCCAAAGACAAGUUACCUGUUUUCGAAUAUUUUUAGCAGAUGAAUUAUUUUGUCUUGAAUAGAGAUAUUGUUUUAGGAAAAUUGAGGCAAAACCUUUUUUGCCUUAUUAUGAAGAAUUCCUUCUUUAUUGAAAAUACCGACUAGUCAGCACCCGUUCGUGGUAUCUCCGCCAUCUUAUAAACCAACAUAACUCUUUUCUGGUUGCCCACACGAGUUCUCAGUAUCAGUGCUUUAAUUAUAAGAUCAGACAGGCGAGGUUUUUGAACUCAUUUAUAAACCUAAUAUAAGCGAAUUAUCUGUCUGUGAGACAAUAAACCGGCAUUGUAGUAAUCCGAUUUAUAAAUUUAAAGAGAUUAUUUAUCUCAGAUACAGGUUCGUUUGCCAGAACAUGCAAAGUAUAUUUACCUUGUUCUACUGGAACUUCAUAGUACAGGCGAUUCCAGAAGUUAUCUCAGCCGCAAAUGACUUUUAUUAUAAUAACAGAAACCCAUAAGGGGUUAAAGCCCUUAUGGGUUUCUGAUAAUAACCUAUAAUGACUUUCAGUUCUUUCACUUAUGCAUUACUAGAUACUAAGGGUCGGUUAUUUUAACGAAGUCUAACUUAGAACGCGGUUUAAGAAAUCUUUGGACCUUCAGUUCUCUUCCUUGGUAGGUUAAUUUAAGAAGAUAAAUGCUUUUCUUGUCCACACUAUAUGCUUUAAUGAAACUGUUCACGACAAUUGGUGUUUAUAUAAGAGCGUUGGGUAAACUGAAAAUGCCUUAGAACGCGGUUUUGUUAAACACUGAUUAAACUCCAUUUACAUAACCGGCCUAAGUCAUAGUUUCCGUUGUUUCUGCUGUGUACUACAUAAAACAUUGUUCAUCAUAACAGUCGCAGUAUCAACUUCCGUUAGUUUAAAACCCCUUUAAGUCUCAAGAUCUACAUACAAAUUCUCCAGACUAAUCUUCUUCAUACAGCAAUAAGCCAAGAGAAUUUGAUAAAAGAUCAAAGAAUUUCCUCUUUGGCGAUCAUUUUAUCAAUUCUAACAACUUUUUCUCUUGAUUUUGUAUUUGUUGUGUUGGAGAAUAUUGAUGUUGGUCACUCUUCCGCACACCUCGUGUAGUGGAAACCUCUAGCGAUAAAAAUGACGUGGUGCUAGUUCUACCUGACCUGGCUUGAAAUUUCUGGAAUUGUAUCUCUAAGGGUUCUCAAUUAUUCAAUAAUCACCUUUACGAUUUAGGGAUCCUUUAGAGUGUUGAGACGCCGAGUGACGCGAGCUAUUAGCGCUAGCAAAGGGAGGAUUCUCUCUUAGUGUCAGUUAAUGUGUUGUUUUAAAUUCACUUUACCUUUCAGUUUAAGGCGUGCCCGUCCAAAGUCAGUAAAGGUAGUUUCUAAAUUCUUUAUUAUCGGAAUCAAAAAUUCUUGGCUGCCUGCACUUGUCAUAUGCCCAUAGUUUUCACUCUUCCAAAGUUGCCUUUCUACCUUGUCAAUUUUCACAAUUACUGGAGUAAUAACUAAAAAUGCAAAGAAAAUUAUUUGAAUAUUUCAUGGUAAUGAAAUAUUAAGUAUUAAAUGGCUUAUUUUAAUCUUCUUUACGUGAUCUUCAUUAAGUUAUUUUUAAUCGGUUCUGGUUCACUAUUAAAAUGAAUCAAUUGUUUGAAAAGAUAAAUCUCUUAGAAU
Porites lobata is the source of this 10824-nucleotide messenger RNA. NCBI's taxonomy places the organism in Eukaryota, Metazoa, Cnidaria, Anthozoa, Scleractinia, Poritidae. The record is from the annotation of a GenBank genome assembly.